AUGAAGUUGCUCUCGUGCAGCGUCCUUUCGUUUCUCACUGUGCUCGCCGUAGCGGCAACAGACUCGUGCAACUGCGGCUUCACCAGCACCGUCAACGACCAGAGCGUCCUUUUCACCGAGGCCUUCGAGACCGACUUCCGCCAUGUCGCCGACCUGAAGCCCUCGGAAUGGCGGCCGCAGAUGUACAACAAGACGGCCGCGGCGUCGCACGGACCGUACGGCCGUCUGUAUUCCAACGCCACCACGCUGCCCAACACCGUUGGCUCCGACGCCGGGCUGCAGCUCGUUGUGUCGUCGGCCAUCGUCGACACCCUCGUCCCAUGCGCCGAGGUCGCCGCGAAGCGCAGGGACUUCUUCUACGGCACGUAUCGCGUCGGUAUGAAGCUGUCCAACGAGUCGGGCACCUGCGCUGCGUUUUACUGGUACUUCAACGACACGCAAGAAAUCGACAUAGAGUUCCUCUCCAAAGACUUCAACCCCUCCAACAACUCGUACCCGGUCAACAUCGUCCUGCACAGCCCUCUCUCGCUCGCCACCGGCUUCGACGCCGUUAAGGCCGGCACCUGGACCGUCGCCUACCUCCCGUUCAACCCCGCCGAGGGCUUCCACGAGUACCGCUUCGACUUUGUGCAGGCCGCCGUCUACUUUUACGCCGACGGCACGUACCUGGCCGAGAUGAAGGGACUCGCCGUCCCCACGACGGGCGGAAAGCUGCUGCUCGCACACUGGUCGAACGGGAAGGCCGCUUGGUCAGGCGGCCCGCCGAAGCAGGAUUCCGUCAUGACGGUGCAGUACGUCAAGGCGUACUUCAACUCCUCGGAGCCGGGCGUAGUAGAGGCAGCGCAGGAUAGGUGUGACGCCCAUGGCAUGACUUGUGCCAUUCCGGGGAUGACCGAGGCUAAGGAUCUGGACUCGGGCGCGGCCUUCUUCAACCUGACGAGCGCGAAUGGAGGCAGUGGAAGUGCCGGCGGGAGUGGCUCUGGCGAGUCGACCUCGACCUCGCGGAGUGGUGGUGGAGAGAACUCGCGCUCAACUAGGGGAUUAGGGUCGUUGUUAACUGCGUCGCUGAUGGCUGGGUUUCUUCUCUCGUUGUAG
This is a messenger RNA of Chaetomium strumarium, 1095 nucleotides long. RefSeq names its product glycoside hydrolase, family 16. Bases 1 to 1095 code for a protein of 364 amino acids. Gene Ontology annotation, molecular function: hydrolase activity, hydrolyzing O-glycosyl compounds. The record is from RefSeq and is a predicted model, not a curated record. Lineage: Eukaryota; Fungi; Ascomycota; Sordariomycetes; Sordariales; Chaetomiaceae. The transcript has 2 exons. Gene Ontology annotation, biological process: carbohydrate metabolic process.